AGAAGUCCUAGAAAAGUGGAAGUGGGGAAAGGGCAAAUUAGACAAGGUGUGAGGAUUUGGAGAAAGCUUUGCUGGAUUGGGGAAUGCGGCCAGUAGAAAAGUUAGACUUACUUGGGAGGAGCAAAAUAUUGCCUAAAGGCAGAGUGCAAUGUCUGGAUGUCAGGGUAUACGUAGCAGAGGGUAGUUUUUGUUUUGGCCGAGUCUGGAAACCAAACUGCCUUCGAGACAAAUACCGGCAAUCUCGAUUUCGAGGUUGUUUUGGCCCAAGGGAGAAAUAUGACUCAUCUCCCCUUUCUUUGGCCCGCAGUGGCUUCUUCUAUUCGAUUUUCCGUGGUCGGGCAGGGGUGGGAGUGGACCUACUAUCCUUACCUGGGGGCCCUGAAGCUGGUGGCUUUGCCCCUCUUUUGGAUUUUAUGUACACUUCACGCCUACUCCUUUCACCGGCCACGGCCCCAGCGGUCCUGGCGGCAGCCACCUAUCUGCAGAUGGACCACGUGGUAGAGGCCUGUCACCGAUUUAUCCAGGCAAGCUAUGAGCCCAUAGGUAUCUCCCUCCAACCACUUGAUGCAGAAUCACAGGCUCCUCUUAUGCCAGCAGCCCCUCCAGAAGGUAGCCCUCACCGAUUUGAGGGGCACCCGGACCCCCCAACAGAGUCUCGUAGCUGCUUCCAUGGUCCUCCCAGCCCAGACAGCCCACGUAGUCUUGAACCUGUAGCUUGCAACUGGAAGAAAUACAAGUUCAUCAUUCUCAACUCCAAGACGGCCCAAGCUGGGAAGUCUGACGCUGCUGCCGAACCAGCUGCAUCAGCAAAGCCCGUCAAUGGCGAGGAGGCCUCUAGUAGCAGCGGGGAGGAGGGUUCCUGUUCGGGAACUGGGAGCAGGCUCUCCCCGUCGCUUGAUCCCGCCUUGCUGCUCACGCACCCCAGCCAGAGAAACCUCGGAUCGUCUUCUGAAGCGUCCCGUCCCCGACCAGGGAAUAAUUUCUUCAGCUGCCAGGACUGUGAGGGAGGGACUGGCUGCCCGGCAGAGGUGGGGUCGCGGGCACUGGCCCCCCUCAGUCCGGGAAACGAAGACAAACCCUACAAGUGUCAGCUCUGCCGAUGUGCUUUCCGCUACAAGGGCAACCUAGCCAGUCACCGCACAGUGCACACAGGCGAGAAGCCUUAUCACUGCACUAUCUGCGGGGCGCGUUUUAACCGACCUGCCAAUCUCAAAACGCACAGCCGCAUCCAUUCCGGAGAGAAGCCUUACAAAUGCGAGACUUGUGGCUCUCGCUUCGUGCAGGUGGCACACCUCCGUGCACACGUGCUGAUUCACACUGGGGAGAAGCCCUAUCCUUGUUCCACCUGUGGAACUCGCUUUCGCCACCUGCAGACACUGAAGAGCCACGUCCGCAUCCAUACUGGGGAGAAACCGUAUCACUGUGAGGCCUGCAACCUGCAUUUCCGCCACAAGAGUCAGCUGCGCCUGCAUCUUCGACAGAAACAUGGUGCUGCCACCAACACCAAAGUCCAUUACCACGUUCUGAGGGCCCCUUGUUGAGGGUCAGGUUGUGGCCCAGCUUACCCUUACCCUUUUCUGGUUGCAGAGCUGAUAUUAGUCUAGUUUUUCACCCUGGGGAGAGCAGGGGUAGCAGAUCUACUAGAUCUGUUUCCAUUUUGCUGGUCAAAAUCUCUUCCCUAUCUGAUUUUUGCCUAGUUUCCUAAGAAUUGUUAGGUUGUCUGACAGGGAGCAGAACUCAAUUUCAGUAAUUUCAGUUCUUCUGUAAAUAUAAUUUAUUGGAGUUACUGUGUGGGGUUGAGGUUUUUCAUUGCAGGGAAUUCCCAAUUUCCUCAUUCCUCCCCUACCCCCAUUAGGGAAUUAUGUGGCUAGUAGUGAUCCACAGUAAGGUGAGGUCACAACUCUGCUGGCAGAGUCAAGCCUGGGGACCCCCUCUAUACCAAAGCUUGAAUAUUUCAUAUAAAUUCUUAUAUUGCAGCCAUUAUACCUAAAGAAACUUUUUAAAAAACCUAUUUAGGAACCCUGUGAGGGUAAUGAAGCCAAACCAAGCCAUUCUCGAAAGUAAUGGGUCUUGGAUCAAGGUUUCUCUCUGUUCUUGUAGAACAGUCUGACCCUUUGGGUAAUCAAGAUGUAGAGAAAAUAAACCCUUCACUGUGGCUCUUUAAGAAGUUUUGGGGCUCUGUAUUACUGCAAAGUGGGGGCUGGUAACCUCUAGAAAUCUGAUUGGCCCAUACUUAAUCACCUAGAAGAGGGGGGCUGGAUCCUUCAUGAUGAUUUUGAAUAUAAAAUUAUAAGUUUUUUUCUUAUCCUGUAGAGUUGGGUCUGGAACCUAACCUGACUUUUUAAAAAUUAGCUCUGGUUGUACAAAAACUGGGAACCUUCACGUUGGCUCUAGAAAGGAAUCUAGAAUUCCUUGCUACCUAGAGUUCAGCCUGCUUAUCUGCUGGGCUGCUGGAACUCCAACUGUGACAUUUUCCAGUUCUCUAUGUUGUCUUCUGGAAUGACAAGGACUCAGGGGUGGCUGAGGUGACACCUAAGAGUCUGUUUGGGGCUAUGACCUCUUUCCUUUAGUGUUUUCUCUGCCAGAGAAGUGAAUGACCAUUUUUUCCCCCUUGAUUCUGGAUAUUGCCUCAUUGGUCUCCUGCUGUAACUAGAAAACUCUCCUUUUGCCCAAGAAGUCUUGGGGGCUGUUUAAUAUUCUUCUUGUUGUUGGGUUUUUCUUUUAAACUUAGAAACUGUUCUGGAAUGUCAUUUUUUUUUGGGGGGGGGAUUUAUGAACCACAAAAGGCAUCAGAACCUGAGGCUAUAAAGAGAAGAUGUGGGCAGAGGAGAGAGAUACUCUGGGCUUCAUGGAACUGAAGAUUUUUCUUAUGAUUGAGCAUUUAAGGGACUGAUCGUAAUUUCUGAGUUGAAGUUAAGGGCUUCCAAAAGGACAGCCUGUGACUGUUGGACAGAAAAGUAGACUUUUGUGUGUCUGGGCCCAGAAUUAGAGAAGACAUUUACAACUCAUGUUGGUUUCACAAGCUGGGGCCAAAUGAGCCUGUACUUUGAUCUGCUACUUGAAAAAAAAAAGGGUUGGGAAUAAAAUCAAUUUCUUUCAAGGUAGAGAAGGCCUAUUACAGUUAAACAUCUUACAGCAAAGCUGUGCCAUGGAUAGACUGAUAUUCCCCUAUAGGUUAAUUGUGGUGCUGUGGGAGAAGUACACCCAUUGUAGUUGGGCAACUGAAUGUGGUGGGGGCUAGGGCUUAAGUUCAGUGGCCCUUCUUUCCCUAUGCCCAAGUGGAGAUAGAAAGAGGAGAGAUGUGAGAGACUAGAAGUGGUAUUUAGAGGGAGAAUGAAGGAGUAGGGAAAGUGAAUGGAAGAUAGAUCAAUGAGUGGAGAUCUAAGCUGGCAUAUUGUUCGAGCCUUGGAAUAAAGAAACAUCGAUGUCA
Molecule: messenger RNA, 3430 nt
Organism: Phascolarctos cinereus (koala)
Lineage: Eukaryota; Metazoa; Chordata; Mammalia; Diprotodontia; Phascolarctidae
Gene: BCL6B
Product: BCL6B transcription repressor
Biological process (GO): regulation of transcription by RNA polymerase II
Cellular component (GO): nucleus
Molecular function (GO): DNA-binding transcription factor activity, RNA polymerase II-specific; protein binding; RNA polymerase II cis-regulatory region sequence-specific DNA binding
Source: RefSeq, a predicted model, not a curated record